CCUAAUCUUCAGAUUUCCUGAAAAUUUACAUUUAAUAUCUUUAAAUUUAUUGUAUUUUAGAAAAAUGGGGGGUCAACCUGACAGAAGAUUUGAAACAAGAUUUGUUUGGGACCAUGGCGGGGAGGAUAUAUACCUCUGCAUCUUCAAUACUAAUCAGAAUAUAACCCUUCCUAUGCACAGAAACACAGAAGGAUAUUUCGAGGUGAAGACAGAGCUUGGUCAGGGUAGGUUUGAAUACUGCUUCUCUGUAGACGGAAAGUGGACUCAUGAUCCGGAUCUUCCUGCCCUCAGAAACCAGUUUGGACAUUUUAGUAACAUGAUAAAAAUCGUUGAUCCUCAGCGAGUGAUAGAAAGCAAAGUGGCCAGGUUUGCCAAUAUUGUAAGAACCGGUUCUGCAACAUACAGUACACCCUUGGAGAAAUGUUUUUCGAAUUCACAAAUCCAGGAUCAUAAAAAUGGACAUGUUCAACAAGAUAGAUUUAAUCAAGAUAACACAAAUGAAGAUCUUGUUCUGAAUGAAGAUGAUGAUUGUAUCACAGAUGACGAUGAUGUUCCUGAUCUAGAUGAUCCUAUUCCUGACUAUAGAAUCCAACAAGAAACUAUUAUAAACCCUAUUCAUGCAAGCUUAGCAAUUCAAGCUCCAAGUGAAAUCAAUGCUAGUAAAAAUACUUCAAAACUUAAUGAAUUCUCUGUAAAUGAACCAAAAGAUAAAGUAAAGUCUAACUCUGUUACUACAAAAAGCACUUCAAUUGCUACAGGAAAUAAUGAGCCAAACUCUUUAGAGGUAUCUGUUUCAAAUCCUUCAUUUGAUACUGAUUCACUGCAGCAUAUUCAAAACAAUCUACCCGUGAACCUAAUAAAUACAGAAACCCAAAUGCCUACCUCAAAUUUUUCUGAAUCUAACCUCACUUUGGCUGAAAGUAAAGCGUUUAAGCACGAUCCUGAAACUUCUAUUAUAUCAGCAACUACUUCCAAGGAUACUAAUUCUUCAUUUGGGACUUCAACGUCAACAACAAAUACCCAAGUUGCUUCUGUUCAAGUUGGUUCUGGAGUUUUCUCAUUUCCAGCAACUACUAUGUCCAAAGCUGGAGUGGUUGAAACAAGUACUGAAAAAACUCCUGUCGUAAUGCUUUCCACAGUAACUUCAAAUUCUAAUGCCUCUGAUAUUUUAGAUACCAAUACUUCUGCUGCUUCAAAUUAUGAACCCUUUACUCCCACAAACAUUUCUUUAGAAACAAAAAAUUCUGUGAUUACAACUUCUGAAGCAAUCAUUGUUAGUACUUCUCUUGUAGAUGAUGUGUUGAGUCCGAAAGUUAGUUUUUCUACAGUUUCUACAGAUAUCAUUAAUACUUCCUCUACUGAUGCAGCUACUGCAACUGUAGCUACUUCUCUAGUAGUGUCUACUCCAUUAGCUCCAACUCACCUUUUUUCAACUCUUGCAGAUUCCAGUCAUACAAAUACUACUGUUGCAACUACACCUGUUGCCAGCACUCCUGAAAUGUGUACUCUUUUAACUAAUACUAUUGAAGUUACUUCUCCAAAAACAACUCGGUCUUUUAUCAAUCCUCCAGCUACUAAUACUACAUUUACUACUCCUGUUGAUACCACUUCUGCAGCUAAUACUACUCCUGCUCCUACUACUUUUGCAGCUGCUACUCCUGCAGAUACUAAUCCUGUAGUUACUUAUCCUGCAGCUACUACUCCUGUAGAUUCUACUACUGUAGAUUCUACUUCUGCUGCUACUACUCCUGCAGCUACUAAUUCUGUAGUUACUACUCCAGCAGCUACUACUCUAACAGCUACUACUCCUGUACCUUUUACUCCUGCUGCUACUACUCCUGUAGAUAAUACUCUUACAGCUACUACUCCUGUAGAUUCUACUCCUGCUGCCACUACUCCUGCAGCUACUAUUCCUGUAGCUACUACUCCAGCAGCUACUGCUCCAGUAAAUACUACUCCAGCAGCUACUACUCCAGCAGCUACUACUCCAGCAGCUACUACUCCAGCAGCUACUACUCCUGCAGCUAUUACUCCUUUACCUUUUACUCCUGCUGCUACUACUCCUGCAGAAUCUACUCCUGCUGCUAUUAUUCCUGUAGAUAAUACUCAUGCAGCUACUACUCAUGUAGCCACUACUCUUGCAGAUAGUACUCCUGUAGAUACUACUCCUGUAGAUACUACUCCUGUAGUUACUACUUCUGUAUAUACUACUCCUUCAGCUUCUAAUCCUGUAGAUACGGCUCCUGCAGCUACUACUUCUGAAGCUACUACUGUUGUAGCUACUACAGUUGUAGCUACUACUCCAGCAGCUAUUACUUCAGCAGCUACUACUCCAGCAGCUUCUACACCUGCAGCUACUACUCCUGUACCUUUUACUCCUGUACCUAUUACUCCUACUACUACUACUCCUGCAGAUACGACUCCUGUAGCUACUACUCCUGUAGCUACUACUCCUGUAGAUACUACUUCUGAAGCUACUACUGUUGUAGCUGCCAAUCAUAAAGUCAAUCCAGUAGAUACUACUCCUGUAGCUAUUACUUCUGCAGCUAUUAGUCCUGUAGCUACUUCUUUAGCUAAGAAUCCUGGAGCUACUACUCCUGUAGCUUCAGCUCCUGUAGCUACUACUCAUGUAGCUACUACUCCUGUAGCUAAUACUUCUGAAGCUACUACACCUGUAGCUUCCCCUCCUACAGCUACUAUUCAUGCAGCUACUUCUUUAGGUACAGUAGGUACUUCUCUUGCAGUUUCUACUUUUACUCCUGCUGAAACUCCUUCAGUUACUAUUCCUGCAGCUAAUACUUCUGCAGCUACUACUCCUUCAGCUACUACUCCUUCAGCUACUACCUCUACUCUUUCCGCUUCUACUCCUGUAGCUACCACUCCUGCAGCUACUACUCCUGAAGCUACUCUUCCUGCAGUUUCUACUCCUUCAGCUAUUACUCUUGCAGCUACUACUCCAGCAGGUACUACUCCUGUAGAUACUACUCCUGCAGCUUCUAAUUCUGUAGCUACUGCUCAUGCAGCUACUACUUCUGAAGCUGCUACUGUUGUAGCUGCCAAUCCUAAAGCUACUGAUCCAGCAGAUACCCGUUCUGGAGCUACUAAUCUUAUAGCUAUUACUCCUGCAGCUACUAGUCCUUUAGCUACUUCUUUAGCUAAUAAUCCUGGAGCUACUUCUCCUGUAGCUACAACUCCUGUAGUUACUAGUCAUGUAGCUUCUACUUCUGCAGCUACUACUCCUGCAGCUACUAAUCCUCCAGCUACUAAUCCUGUGGCUACUACUCCUGUGGCUACUACUCCUGCAGCUUCCCCUUCUACAGCUACUAUUCAUGCAGCUACUUCUUUAGGUACAGUAGGUACUUCUCCUACUGAAACUACUACUUCUCCUACUAUUCCUGCAGCUACUACUCAUGCAGCUACUACUCCUGCAGCUACUACUCCUGCAACUACUACUCCUGCAGAUACUAUUCCUGCAGCUACUACUCCUGUAGCAACUACUCCUGCAGCUUCUUCUCCUGCAUCUAAUACUUCUGCACCUACAACUCCUUCAGUUACUACUCAUGCAGCUACUACUCCUUCUGCUACUACUUCUUCAGCUACUACUCCUGAAGCUACCACUUCUACUCCUUCAGCUGCUAUUCCUGUAGAAACUACUCCCGCAGCUACUUUUCCUGCAGUUUCUACUUCUUCAGCUACUACUCCUGCAGCUACUACUCCAGCAGCUCCUACUCCUAAAUCUACUGAUCUUGCAUCUACUACCCCUGUAUUUACUACUCCCACAGAAACUACUCCUGUUGUUAUUUAUCCUUCAGUUACUACCUCUGAAGCUCCUUUUCCUGCAGCUAAUAAUCCUGUAGAUCAUACUCCAAGAGCUACUUCUCUUGUAGAAACUACUCCUGCAGCUACAAUUCCUGUAGCUGCCACUUCUGCCGCUCCAACUCCUGUAGCUACCCUUCCUGCAGCUACUAGUCUUGCAGCUUCUGCUCCUGUAGCUACCCCUCCUGCAGCUCCUAAUUCCGCAGAUGCUACUCCUUUAGCUACUUAUCCUGCAGCAACUAAUCCUGCAGCUACUUUUAAAGAAGCUACCUCUCUUACAGCUACUAAUCCUGCAGCUACCACUCAUGAAGCUCCCCCUCCUACAGUUAGUAAUUCUGCAGCUACUUAUCCUGCUGCUACUAUUCCUACUUCAACUACUCCUUUAGCUGCUACUUCUGCAGCUUCUGCUAUGGAAAUUACUGCUACUUCUCUAGUUAACACUACAGAACUUCUUUUUCCAGUAUUGCCUAUUGAGCCUGCAAAUAUUACUAAAAAUAUUGCUGACACUGAAACUUCUAUCAUUAUUUGUGUUAACCCUGAAACUUCCAAGAUAAGUGUUGAUGACACUGAAACUGUGAACAAAGGCUGUGUUGACCCUGAAGCUAUGAAUAUCAGCUGUUUGAUCCCGGAACCUGUUUCAGGAAGUAUCCCUGAGGUCACAGAAAGCUCGAGAUCUCAGGCAGUAGAGGGGGAGAAUUUGAACACGAAAGAUAUGAAUUUUAUCAAGAGAAUAUUUGGAUUUGGUGAAAAGUCUAGUCCUGAGGUGUCCAACAACAAUGAAUCUUUAUCUAUUGAGACAAAUCUACCCAACCUUGUCAAUCAAACUACCUCAAAUGACACUAACAAAGACCCCAAUGAGAACAUUGAUAGUGAUAAAUCUCCAAAGCUAACAAAUACAGAAAGCAAUAAUGCAGAAAACGUAAAUGAUGUGAUUAUUAGAGAAAAAACAAGUGAACAGAAGAAAGAAAGCAAUUGCAUGCAUGAGAGAGUUGCAAAGCCGGACCUAAAUAGUUCUCUAGAUAAUAUUCAGCAAAGCCAUGAAGUGAUAGAAGUAACAGAUGAGCUAUCUUUGAUAGAAAAUGAGUCAAAACAAGGUAUUUGUGAGUUUACAGAUGAAAAAAUCCCAAAGACAUCAUCAAACUCAACAGAAGAAAAAAAUAUAAUUUGUCAUCCAACUGACACACCAUCUAAAAAUCAGGCGGAAGAAGGCAAUAUUACAAAUACUGAAACUACUGAAAAUCUUAAAUCUGUCAAUACAAAUAUUACUUUGCUAGAACAGAAUAAUCCAGAGAUUGCAGAAGAAGUAAGCUUAAUUCUAAAUGCUGGGUCAGUCAAUAAAGACAUUCCAGAAUUUGCAGAAAGUAAAAAUGUUUUAAAUUUUUCACUAAAAAAAGGAGAUAUUGAGACAAGCAAGGAUGAUGAAAACAAGCUUAGCAAUGUUGUGAAUGCUAACUCUGAAUGUAGUGAAAACUCUUUUACUACAGAGGAUAGUGAUGAUGAGUUCAGUACUGACAUACUGGAGAAAGAUAACCCAAAAGAUAAAAGAGAGUUCCCUACAGAAGGGUUUAAAGAAAAUGACACCAAUUCAAAACUACUAUCAGAACAGAAAGCAGUUGAAUCUUAUCAUGGAGUUCAAAUAAAUAUAACUAAUCAUGAUAAUCAGGGAAGUGACUUGAUUGUGAAGCCAAAAGAAACAGAUCUUUUCUCUCAGAUCAAAACAACUUUUGUAUCCAUUGAAAGAUCUCGAUCCAGAAGUGAACUUAGGCUUGGAUUGGACACAGAUUUACAGAAAUCUUCAUCAAGGUCAAAGCUGUUUGAGUCAGCUUCAAAGGGUAAAGAUGGCAAAGUUGGUUUCCCACACAGAGAAUCAAGACCUAAAUCUCCAAUUGAAACUAUAUUAUCAGAUGAAGAAACUGAUCAAAUUACUGUGAUGAGUCCCUGUGUUAAGCGUAAGAUGCAGGAACAAGAACGUGGAUCUACGGUUAUGAAGUUGGAUGCUAUUUUUGCUCCAAUGAGAUCAGAGUCUGUUGAUGACAUGAGAACAAGUAUAAGAAUAAGAGGAAUGGGAGAUGUAAAUCUAAAACCUCAAGUUAUCCAAAAGAGAGGCUUCGAUCACAACAAAAUGGACCAGGCCAUAGAACAGAAAAGAAUCCAACAAAAGCUGAUAAGUAUGCCUGAUAAACCUGCAAAGUACAAGAAACCUAAACCAAAAUUGCCUCCAAAAGAACCUUCACCUCCUCCACAGAAAGAGUUAAUACCAGUUCAUGAGCCAUCUCUACCACAGAAAGAGUCCUCACCAAUUCCAACAAAUAAGCCUACGCCAGAACCACCAACGUUUGAAGUUCUUAUGCCUAAAAUAGUUACAAAUGAAGAAAACAGAUCAUCACACCUGGUCAUACCCACCACACCAGCCAAGAUUGGCAUUAAUGGAUUCGACCGAAUGGGAAGAUUGAUAUUAAGGUCUGCAAUAGAAGCUGGAUAUGAUAUUGCUGCAGUCAAUGACCCCUUCAUUCCUCUUCAUUACAUGGUACACGCUCUCAAAUUUGAUAUCUCUAAUACACCUUGGAAAGGAAAGAGGAAGGAUCUGAAUAUACAAGAAGGUCCUUUGGGUAACUUAAUCAUUAAUGGCAAGACAGUUGAAGUAUUUACUGAACGAGAUCCUAAAAAGAUACCUUGGGAGAUGGUUGAAGCUAGCAUAGUAAUUGAAACUAAUGAAGCUCUCAACACAUUUAAUGAUGCUAAGCUUCAUCUACGGGAAAUUCCAGAGGUUUGUGAAGAAACCACAGAGAAAGGAGGAUCACAUUAUCCUGGAGUACAGAAAGUUUUAAUUGCGUUCCCAUCACCAGAUGCUAAAUGUUUAACGUUAGGCGUCAGUAAAAUACCAGAAAGCUUGACAAGCAAAAUCAUUUCUCACACCUCAGCGGCUGUGUCUGCAUUAGCUAUUGUUCUGAAGGUUCUGGAUGAUAAGUUUGGAAUACAGUUUUGUUCUUUUACUCUACUAAAAGCUGUGAUGGGGGCGAAUAGAGAUAUAAAAUGCCCUGUUCUUGGUCCUAACAACCACACAAGGAGUGUUAAAUUUGAUUUUAAAGAAACUCUUGUACCAGUUCAGCCCCUAGAGGUCCAGGAGGGGGUGUUUAGAGUUCUGCCGAACAUGCGUGGACGGAUGACUGGUUUACUAGUCUAUACUCCAAUACCUCAAGUUUCUAUGCUAGAUCUCACUGUUUCUACUCAAACCCAGUCCCAAGAUAUUUACAGAGAUGUUUGCAAGGAGAUGAAAGCUAGAGCAGAAUCAUCUCAUAAAGGAAUUAUAAACUAUGUUCCCAAAAUGUCAACAGAAAAUAGUGCUAGUUGUUUAUUUGCCGGUACAACGAGUACUGUCGUCUUCGAUGAUAAAUCUGGAGUUCAGGUGUCAGACAACUGUGUAAAGCUAGUCCUGUGGUUCGAUAACGAAUCAAGUUUCGCCUCUAGAAUUAUCGAUAUCGUUAAAGCCUAUCAGAAACCUCCAUCACCUCUCAACAGAGUUUAAAAUGUACGAUAAACUUGAUCAAUGCACUAAAGGAUAAAAAAUUAUGAAAACUGA
Molecule: messenger RNA, 7396 nt
Organism: Eurytemora carolleeae
Lineage: Eukaryota; Metazoa; Arthropoda; Copepoda; Calanoida; Temoridae
Product: mucin-17
Exons: 26
Coding region: 65-7342 (2425 amino acids)
Molecular function (GO): oxidoreductase activity, acting on the aldehyde or oxo group of donors, NAD or NADP as acceptor; NAD binding
Source: RefSeq, a predicted model, not a curated record